Hippocampus comes (tiger tail seahorse) is the source of this 2303-nucleotide messenger RNA. RefSeq names its product transmembrane protein 82-like. The record is from RefSeq and is a predicted model, not a curated record. The transcript has 6 exons. The coding region runs from base 136 to 1152 and encodes 338 amino acids. Lineage: Eukaryota; Metazoa; Chordata; Actinopteri; Syngnathiformes; Syngnathidae.
GAUCAGCAGCCGCCAGGGGAGAUCCACUUAAUCUUUAGCCAGAGGCUUGGCUUUCGGGAAUCCACCAUAAACAGGCGUGGAGUUUGUCAGACUAAUGUCGCCGUUGCUGUAAUAAUACACAAGGAAAACACAAGAAUGUUUUUCCCCUUCUCUUGGAUCCCGGAGAUCCUUCCUAUUGAAUCCAAUCCAAUUGACUGCUUUUUUCAAGGUGUUGUUGCUGCAUGUGGAAUAUCAGUGCUGUGCAGCCUGAUGAGAGUGUACUACUUCACUCAAAUAUGCGGUGAUUCUGAAACAGAGAACAAGGAGUCAAAACGCCCCCUUAGCGGCCAUUGGAGAUCAUUAGUCCACUUUUGGGCUUUGACUGGCAUCCUGUCUUUGAUUGGCCCACGGGUUUCUUCUCUGAUCGUUCUGGAAUUUUCCCUGCGAGCCGUUUCUGCCUGGACAUCCGCACGCCUGGAUGCUGGUGACAGAGGCCUAGGACUUGUCCUCAUCCAGAGCCACUUUUCCCUGGGUUGCAGCAUCACCUGUACUCUAUACUUUCUCCAUCAGGGAGCGCCGCACAGCUCCAUAAGCUUGUUCCUGGCCGCCGCCUUCAGUUGGGCGCUGGCAGGCUGUUGCAAUUCUCUGUGGAGUCACGUGGCCCGACUCUACCCAUUGCACAGUACUGAGCGCUACUGUGGGAGGUGCAUCACUCUCCUGUCCUCAGGACACACCCUGCUGGCCUUUCUGCAGAGACUGGUUGUCUUGGUGUUUGCCGUGGCGGUGGUGGCCUCCUUCUCCACAGUUUAUGACCACUUCCUUUCCCACAAGGAAGCGCUUAAGUUUUGGACUCCCCUCACACUUUGUUACACAAUGCUGGUGGUAUAUAAUCAAGAGGAUCAACAACGUCAGAUGGGCACAGACACCCUGUUGCAUACUGUCGUGCUGCGCUUGGGGUCCCUGCUGGUGCUAAUGCUGACAAUGGGAAACUGGUCCGACGUACUCCACGUCCUCGUCACUUUCCUGGGAGAAGCCGUCUGCCUCCUGUUCUCUCAAGAUCUGCUGCAGUUUGCGUUAAUGGAAGAAGAGGACACCAACAUGACCAAAUAUGGACAAGGCUCCAGUUACAGAAAGAGGGAGCAUCCGACUAAGACACCAUCAAAAAGCAGAUGAUAAUUGAAGUCUAAUUCCAAUACAAAUCAUGUUUAUUAUAAAUGACAAGACUUAUUCCCACAUUAUGGCGAGCUUCUCGUUUUUACUUACAUCAACUAUUAGGACAAAAAGUAAGUUUACUUUUGGCCCUGCUGCUAUGUGUGGGUCGGUCCAUGCGGUAUUCAAAACACCCAUCCAUCCAAUUUCAUGAGUGCUCAUCCUCAUUAGGAUCACGAAUGAGCACAACUGACUGUGUGAGAUAUGGGAGACAAUAAGGACAUUCUUAAAAUUGCUGAGUUGAAAGUAACCCAAAUUGGGUGAAAUAGCUAACCGAGAGCUGGGUCCAAAAGGGACAGCGCCGAUGCUGGGCUAUUUAUACCCAACGCAUUUAGUUGAGCACGUUGAGUCAAGAUUUGGAUCCAACAAGUGGUAAAAACUACCAAUUGUGAUGAGUUAAAACUACUGAGAAAUGGUUUAUAAGGUUAUCAGUAUGGUUGUGUUAAAAAUAAUACACAAGAAUUUUUUUUACCAACAUUUUCUAACAAGAGCAAGCAAGUUUCCCAUGUCAGGAGACACCUCAGCAAUUAUGAUAUUUCCAUGGGUGGGUCAUUUAACCUGACUGGGACUUGAACCCCAAUUUCUGUGUCCAAAGUGGUGGUACCCAAUGAGCCAUUCUAGCUCAACCAAUGUUGACAUGUUUAUUUAUUGUAAAAGAAUGUUGCAUUAUAUUUGCACACCCAUCGAUAAUGGCGACCAGCUCCAGCCCACCCAAAUCCAAUCGUCAACCCAAUCAGCUGGGUCCAUACAAUUAACCCAAUCUACUCAAAAUACAAAGAUACCUAGCAAGUGGGUUAAGAAAACAACCCAUCUUUUUUUUUUCCACGUGCAGAUUAUGUUCUGCUCUGUAUGUGCAUGAACCAAAUGGACGUGACAAGACAUGUGCUGAUACCAUGUCAAAUUGAAAAUAUUGUGUAAGGAGGAAGAGGAGAACAAAAAAGAGGCAGUACAGUAUAAAGUACUGACGCGAUGCAGGGAAAUUAUUGUAAAGUUACUGGAAAGCCCUGUGGAUGUGCCAAAAGAUAGCACAGGUAUCUGACGUGGUGUCUUUCUGAUGGAAACGUCAUAUACUUUAUGGCACUAGCUUUCAUAAAAAGGUGGAAGUAUGAAUUGCA